Ilyonectria robusta is the source of this 1674-nucleotide messenger RNA. RefSeq lists its product as uncharacterized. Gene Ontology annotation, cellular component: membrane. Lineage: Eukaryota; Fungi; Ascomycota; Sordariomycetes; Hypocreales; Nectriaceae. The record is from RefSeq and is a predicted model, not a curated record. The coding region runs from base 1 to 1674 and encodes 557 amino acids. Gene Ontology annotation, biological process: arachidonate metabolic process. The transcript is spliced from 4 exons.
AUGAGUACUGUGCGAGACUCGUUCCACUACCCUGCCAUCCAAAUUCGACAACUAUUUGAGCUUAUCCAGCGAAAAUGCGAGACGUCACUGCUGAACAAGAAGAGACUUCGCAUGCUUGCGACUGCGGAGAAGCUCCAGAUCUAUCUCCAAGCUGCAUUCGAUCACUUUGCCAAAGACUUGACAACACCAUUUGAUCUUAUCAAGGAAGCGCUGAAACACAGCCCUGUUCCCAGGGGAUUUGGCGGAAACAUUCUAACGCUGCCUUUGCUCAUGCAAGAGAACUCUGCCACCCCGGCUCACUUUGGCACUGCUGGAACUUUCACUGACAUGGCACCUAUCCUUGCGUCUUGUUUUCAUCUAGACUCAGUCCGGCAGAACCUUUUAGGAACAACAGAGCGUCUUUUGAACGAUGUAUAUGCCGAGUUCUGUGAAUACGCUGUCAAGCAGUUCUCUGAUCUAUACUUGCCUUGUAGCUUUGAGAACUCACGUGGCAGAUGCUGCAACAAACGGCUCGGCCACAGUCCCAAAGGCCAUCAGAACGAUCUUGGCAAGCAACUCGCCCCUGGGAGCUACGAGUCGGCUUUUCAGCCCCACGAGUUCCAAGCAGAAUGGCUGAACUUGAUAUGGAAAUAUCUUCAGCGGAUGGAGGCGAAAUUUGAUGAUCAGAGCCACACACACGCACAUAUAUCCAGUGCUGAUAUUGCCUCUUCUUUGCACCGCGACGAAAUCAACGAAUUUUAUAAAGCAAGAGCCACCUCUGCAGCACUGCCUUUCUUCAAGCCAUACGAGAAGCCCGAGACGAAGGACAUAUAUCUUGACGGCGCCCUAUAUCACAACUGUCCCGUCUGGGUGGCUCAUCACGAGAAAAGGUUGAUUUGGCCAGAUGAAAGUGGAGACUUGCCUGACUUGCUUCUUUCUGUCGGUACAGGCUGCCACCGUGAGGGCGUGAGAAUGGGCGAGACAGUUCCUUCUCCGUCUAUUCGCAAAGCUAAAGCAGGAAAAUCGCCCCUGCUUUCUCAACUAUAUCAAACGGGGUCAGACAGGCUCGGCGAUAUCCUCAACUGCAGCCGUAUCUGGGAGAACUUUUUGACAGAGAAUGCGCAGCUCAACAGCAGAUUGAACCCAAGUGGAACGCAACGCCACGUGAGGAUCAAUCCCGACCUCGGUGCAAGUGUGCCUAGACUCGACGAUGUUUCAGCGAUUGAGGAUGUCGAGCGCAGUGUGAACAGGUACUUUCAUCAACAUCAAGAUUUGGUAAAGCAAACAGCGCACAGGCUCAUUGCCAGUACCUUUUUCUUCCAAACAGAGCCAGAUUUGAUCAAGGUCAUUGGGAGCGAGUUUCAUUGCCAAGGACGCAUUCUCUGCAGAUUUAUGAACCGAUCAAUCGAGCUCAAAUCUCUUGGGAGAUUUCUCCAAACUUGCGUCAGUGGGGACUUUGAACCUUACUUCAUUAUCCAGGAAGGUGGUUAUUCGUAUAAUGAUGUCAAGUUUCCCUGUCCGAGAGUAUCAUACACAACAUGUGUCUCAAGGGAAGUUUUGAACUGGGUGCCAUCGAAUUUCGAGCACACAGAGAGCCUUCUCUCAUUCGCAUCUCACUUUGUCUCCAUGAUAGCCCAUAUACUAGCGCUACCGAUGCCCUUCUCCCCAUUAGCGGCUUUCCACGAGAAGUGGUGA